Messenger RNA from Racocetra persica, 398 nucleotides. The record is from the annotation of a GenBank genome assembly. NCBI's taxonomy places the organism in Eukaryota, Fungi, Glomeromycota, Glomeromycetes, Diversisporales, Gigasporaceae.
AAAAGUAUGAGAAGAGGAGAAGAGAGAUAAAUGAAAUGGAAAGAGAGAGCGAGGAAAGACUAAGAAAAGGUGAAGUAGAAAGGCAACGAGAGUUGAAUGCAAGGAUCGAGAAAAUAUACAGAGAAAGUGAUGAAUCUCAAAAAAAUGAGGAACUUCUUCAAGGAGACGAGAAUAAUGCGGAAUCGGAGUUCGACAAAGAUUAUCGAAAAGUUAAGCAAGAAGUUAUAAAACAAAUUAAGGAAAGUGCAAAAAAUUUGCUGGUUCAUGAUGGUGAAUUUCGAUUUGAGUAUGAGGACGAGAAUUUAGUCGAUUACGGUAAAUUUCAUUGUUUCAAUGGAUUUACUGAUAAAGAACAACAGGAAAUUUCUUAUGCUUUGAAAUUUCAAGCUAAUACUGAA